Messenger RNA from Hyposmocoma kahamanoa, 2648 nucleotides. RefSeq names its product actin-related protein 2/3 complex subunit 2 (gene Arpc2). Gene Ontology annotation, molecular function: structural constituent of cytoskeleton; actin filament binding. The record is from RefSeq and is a predicted model, not a curated record. Bases 16 to 933 code for a protein of 305 amino acids. Lineage: Eukaryota; Metazoa; Arthropoda; Insecta; Lepidoptera; Cosmopterigidae. Gene Ontology annotation, cellular component: Arp2/3 protein complex; actin cytoskeleton. Gene Ontology annotation, biological process: Arp2/3 complex-mediated actin nucleation; actin filament polymerization. The transcript has 8 exons.
AUAAAUUGUUAAAUAAUGAUCUUACUCGAGAUCAAUAAUAAAAUUAUAGAAGAUACACUAACAGUAAAAUAUAAAAAUGCACUGGCGCGCUUAAAGCCUGAAUCCAUAGAUGUGAAAGUGGCAGAUUUUGACGGAGUGCUGUUUCAUAUAUCCAAUGUUAAUGGAGAUAAAACCAAAGUUAGAGUUAGUAUAUCACUCAAGUUCUACAAGCAGUUAGAAGAACAUGGGGCAGAUGAGCUGCUCAAAAGAGUGUAUGGACCGCUACUUGCUGAACCAGAGUCUGGUUACAAUGUUUCUGUCGUAUUGGACGUUGACCCGGAGAACAUUCCGGAGGAUUGGGAAGACACGGUAAAAAAAGUGGGACUCCUGAAGAGAAACUGUUUUGCGUCCGUCUUCGAGCGCUACUUCCGACUGCAGGAAGAUGGUGAAACGGGGCACAAAAGGGCGGUUAUCAACUAUCGCCAAGAUGAAACAUUAUACGUAGAAGCGCAAGAAGAUCGUGUGACCGUGGUGUUCUCAACGGUAUUCCGACACGAAGACGAUAUGGUCAUCGGCAAGGUGUUCAUGCAAGAACUCAAGGAGGGUAGAAGAGCUUCACAUACAGCGCCACAGGUCCUAUUUUCUCACAAGGAACCUCCGCUAGAACUUAUGGACACAGACGCAAAAGUAGGAGAAAAUAUCGGAUAUGUAACGUUCGUGCUGUUCCCGCGACACACAUGCUCGGCGGCGCGUGACAACUCGAUCGACCUGCUGCACAUGUUCCGCGACUACCUGCACUAUCACAUCAAGUGCUCGAAGGUGUACGUGCACAGCCGCAUGCGCGCUAAGGCCGGCGACCUGCUCAAGGUGCUCAACCGCGCACGCCCGCAGGCCACCGCACGCCCCACGGAGCGCAAGACCAUCACGGGAAAAACGUUUGUAAGGCGAGAUUGAGUGUUGCGCCACGGCGAGUCAUAGGCGCCGAUUACACGUAGCAGUCUCCAUUUAUCGUAACACCCCAUUCUUCUAACAUCUCCCCGAGAGUCGCUCCAGACGACGUCCAUUGCCGAUAAUGCCUAGUUAUUUAGAGUAGUCACCAGAGAUUUUAAUCGAGUGGACGUGUUAUACGCAACGGGACUUCGACAAUGUGCGUAUUUCAUACAUCAAUAUUAUGGUCCCAUAGUAAUUAUUGUUUACUCCACACAGCAUCAAAGCCACUAAUUCGAUACACAAACUACUAAUUUUAUAAAAACUUCGUUGCCAUUUAUACAUAAAAUCAUAUGCCAAAAUAUAUAAAAAUAAUGCUCAAUAUUUACCAACUGCCGAUUUUUUAUAGACAGAAAAUGUGCACAUUGUAUUCAUAUGAAAAUAUUUAUUAUUAUCAAAUCUUCAAGCCUAGCGUAAAGUCAAUAAAAUUAAUGUUGCCGUAGUAAUUGUUAAUAACAAAAUUAUGCUUUAUUAUAAUGAGAGUUCUAUUUAUAGCGGUGGCACAGUAACAAACUUGGUUCCUAAAUCUACAGUGUUCACUUAGAGGCGGGUUCAGUUCAUUCCAGAAAUCUGAGAUAAAUAACUUGAGUAAAUGGAUAUAAAUAAUAAUUAUAGGCAUUACCACCGACAUGAAAUAUUGUUAAUUUUUUUAUCUCAUCUUCGAUUUACCCAGUUGUGGUUCGUAUUUUUGUGGUAGUCUCAGGGUAUGUGAGUUAAGUAUGUAACAAAUGUUUUUGGAGACUCCUCGACAACAUCUCUGGAAGAUUCCUCGUCGUCAGCAAUAAAUACGCUAGUGUCCGCCAGAGAACCACUUCUAGCUUACGUAACUUGUUGUAAUUUAUACAAAUACCAAUCCUCGUAUAGGGUAAAUUGUAUUAUAAAAUCUAGAAUAUAUAUUGUUUCGAUUUACAAAUUGUAAAAAUGUACAUCUCUGCAACGUCGCGACAGGUAACAUGCACAAACUUUACGAAUUAUUAAAUGUUUAUUUCGUGAACACUCCUUUAUUUAGUUUCAUAAUGCAAUACGCGAACAAUAAUAAUUUUAAAGGUCACUUAUUACGUUUAUAGGUAAGUCCCAUUCUGUUAUAAUAUAAGUAAAAGUGUAUAGUAUUUCUCAAUAGAAUCUUCCAUAGACAAAGAUAUACAUAAAAAAAACAUAAUGGCCUUAUAUAAGGGAGACUUCAGUUUAUUGGAUUUUGGAAGUGCCGCGAUUUCGCGGUAGGUUUUGUUCGAUAGAGUCGCUAGUUUAGAGGAUACUCCGUGUAUCAGAUAUUUAAGUGCAAUUCGAACACUCAUUCUAUUUCAACUUGCAUUUAUUUUGUGAACCGUCUCUAGAAAAUACAUUUUUUCAAAACAUUCUAAUCAAUUGUUAUAUUUUUAUAAUUAACGAUACUCCAGAGGGGAAACUUGUAUUUUAGACGUCCAUUGGCACAGUAAUUUAUAUUGCUCAAUGUGCAUGCACCAAGCUGUUACGAGGUCAUUUAUCUUACAAGGGGAAAUCCUUCUAUGAAUUUAAUUGUGAACCGAUACCUUCACUUCAUGAGUAAUUGAGAGAAAUUAGCGCUAAGUUGGGCGAAGUACGGUAAGCAAAUAUCGGGUCAUGGACUGAGAGUAUAGGCUGUCAAAUCGGUUUGUCUGGAAGUCAUAGGAUUAUAAAUGUAAUUCACCUUAGUCAUUACUGAU